Messenger RNA from Carassius carassius (crucian carp), 916 nucleotides. RefSeq lists its product as uncharacterized. The record is from RefSeq and is a predicted model, not a curated record. The transcript is spliced from 3 exons. NCBI's taxonomy places the organism in Eukaryota, Metazoa, Chordata, Actinopteri, Cypriniformes, Cyprinidae. Bases 212 to 916 code for a protein of 234 amino acids.
GUCUAGAUGGCCUGAAUACAUUUCUUCAACAGCCUGGCGAACACUGGAGGAAGCAAAGUGGAAUUCCCCACAAUUACUUCCAUUCACUGAAGAUGUUAAACUCCUUCAUAUAUAUCUUGACGAGCAAGAGAAGACCUAUCGCAAACUAUUGUUAACACAGCCAUCUUCUCAGCACUGGGCAAAACUGGCCAAGAUCACGUUAACUCAGGUUAUGCUUUUCAAUCGUAGACGAGAAGGGGAAGUGUCACAAAUGCCGUUGUCUGCAUACAUCUCCAGCAACCAAUCGGAGGCUCAUCCAGAUAUUAGCAUGGCCCUCACAGAUUUAGAAAAUAAACUAUGUCAGUACUUCAAGCGUGUAGAAAUCAGAGGCAAAAGAGGCAGAAAGGUUCCUGUGCUUCUCACACCUUCCAUGCAAGAAUCAAUCAGCCUGCUUAUUGAAAAUCGGAGUAGGUGUGGAAUACCAAAUGAAAAUCCUUUCCUCUUUGCACGUCCAUCUGCAAUGACGUUUUUCAGAGGCUCUGAUUGCAUUCGAGAAUUUGCUGUUGCAUGCAGCGCAAAAAAUCCUCAGACUCUUACUUCAACAAAGUUGAGGAAACAGAUCGGGACACUUUCUGAAGUUCUUAAUCUUAGCAACACAGAGCUAGAUCAGUUGGCAGACUUUCUAGGCCAUGACAUUCGAGUUCAUCGUCAAUUUUACAGGUUACCCGAAGGCACCCUCCAACUGGCCAAAAUUAGUAAAAUUUUUCUGGCCCUCGAAAAAGGACGCUUGGCAGACUUCAAAGGGCGAAAUCUUAAUGAAAUCAACAUUGAUCCAGAAGAGGAAGUUACAGUGGACAGUGAUUUGGAGGAGUCCCCUUCUAGUUUGAAAGCACUCGCCCAAACCUGGCUCCUGAUCAGGCACACCUGCACCCCAUGA